Molecule: messenger RNA, 369 nt
Organism: Conger conger (European conger)
Lineage: Eukaryota; Metazoa; Chordata; Actinopteri; Anguilliformes; Congridae
Product: histone H2B 1/2-like
Exons: 1
Coding region: 1-369 (122 amino acids)
Cellular component (GO): nucleosome
Molecular function (GO): protein heterodimerization activity; DNA binding; structural constituent of chromatin
Source: RefSeq, a predicted model, not a curated record
AUGCCUGCCAAAGCUGCCCCCAAGAAAGGAGCCAAGAAGGGUUUCACUAAGAAGGCGAGAAAAGGGGACAAGAAACGCCGCAGGACGAGGAAGGAGAGCUAUGCCACGUAUGUGUACAAGGUGUUGAAGCAGGUGCACCCUGAUACUGGCAUUUCUGCCAAGGCCAUGAAAAUCAUGAACAGUUUCGUCCAGGAUAUCUUCGAGUGCAUCUCGGCCGAAUCCUCCCGCUUGGCCCACUACAGCAAGCACGCAACCAUCAGUUCCAGGGAGAUCCAGACAGCUGUACGCCUUCUGUUACCCGGAGAGUUGGCUAAACACGCCGUAUCUGAGGGUACCAAGGCUGUCACCAAGUACACGAGUUCAAGGUGA